AUGGAUAGUGAACAAAAAGAUCAGAUUCAAAGGCAAGAUCUUAUAAUGCAAAUGCAAUCUCCUCAGCCGCAGAGGAACCAAGAAGUUCAACUACAAGCUUCUCGCGACAUAGCAAUUGUAACAGCUGCUAAGGUAAAACAACUUGCUCGGGAGCUUAAAUCUGUGAAGGCGGAAUUAGCAUUUGCAAAGGAACGAUAUAGUCAGCUAGAAGAAGAAAAUAAAAUGCUUCGUGAAGCUCGUGAAGGAGACAACCUUGAUGAUGAAGACAUGAUACGGGUUCAGCUAGAGACAUUAUUAGCAGAGAAGGGGCGUUUGGCACACGAGAAUGCAGUAUAUUCGCUUGAAAACAGAUACUUGAGGGAAAUAGCUGAAUUCCAUCGACUCAACAUGCAGGAUGUAGUGUAUUUGGAUGAAAGCGAGAAAGAGGUUGAGGUUACACAGGCUAAUAACCUCUUACCCAAUGAGACCUCCCAAAAUUCAGUGGAGACCUCGUCGCCUAAUUCUAACAGAUCAGAAUAG
This is a messenger RNA of Erigeron canadensis, 519 nucleotides long. RefSeq lists its product as uncharacterized. The transcript has 3 exons. Lineage: Eukaryota; Viridiplantae; Streptophyta; Magnoliopsida; Asterales; Asteraceae. The record is from RefSeq and is a predicted model, not a curated record. Bases 1 to 519 code for a protein of 172 amino acids.